Messenger RNA from Phascolarctos cinereus (koala), 6634 nucleotides. RefSeq names its product contactin 5 (gene CNTN5). Gene Ontology annotation, molecular function: cell-cell adhesion mediator activity. Lineage: Eukaryota; Metazoa; Chordata; Mammalia; Diprotodontia; Phascolarctidae. Gene Ontology annotation, cellular component: axon; plasma membrane. The record is from RefSeq and is a predicted model, not a curated record. Gene Ontology annotation, biological process: brain development; axon guidance; cell-cell adhesion.
CGAGAGCGCUGGGGAAGAGCGACGACAUUGGAUGAGAAAAUUUUGUACAAAAAAAAAACACCAACCAGAGGAGGUGCCUCACCUAUUUCCCAAUAUAAUCAAAUCCAGAGUGGAAGGAAGCAUAAACUGCAAGAAACCAGCAGUAAAAGUGCUAUUUAAAGCUCUAGGCGGAGAAGAUGCGUUCACCUGCGUCCCUUGUUCAGUGAGCGACAGUGGAAGGGAGAGGAUUCCCUCUGGAUGACUCCAAACUCCGCAGUUCUCUCCUCCCUCCCAGGCUGAGCAGAACCGCGAGGGACCGACUGCCUGCCUGCCUGCCUGCCUGUUAGAUGUGAACUCGAGCCGGUUGGUGGCUGUCAAGAGGAUGGGAGCCCGGGACUGAGAGGCACCAAGGCAGGUGGAGCGCGGACUGAGAUUCUGUCACAUCAUCGAUAACCUGUGAGGACCUUAAAAUUUGCCUCCAUAUAAGAACUCAGAAUCCUGGGAUUUUUGUAAGGAGUACUUUGCAGAAAUUACUUCCCUUUUGAAGAGUGUUUUCAACACACAGGCUGUACUUUAAUGAAGAAAGGUCAAAGCUGCUAACAGUUACACAAACUGGGACUCAGGAAGAUCCUAGUGACCAAGGAUGGGGUCGUCAUGGAAACUAAUUCUGUUUCUGUCAGUCGCGGGGUGUCUUUCAGAGAGUGUGGAUUAUGGGCCAGUGUUUGUGCAGGAACCAGAUGAUAUCAUUUUCCCUACUGAUUCUGAUGAGAAGAAGGUGGCACUGAAUUGUGAAGCUCGAGGCAACCCUGUUCCCAAUUACAGAUGGCUACGAAAUGGAACAGAAAUAGACUUGGAAAGUGAUUAUCGCUACAGUUUGAUUGAAGGAAACCUCAUUAUCAACAACCCAACUGAAGCAAAGGAUGCUGGUCAUUAUCAGUGUUUAACAGCUAACUCCUUGGGAAGCAUUCUGAGCAGAGAAGCCAUACUUCAGUUUGCCUAUCUGGGAAAUUUUAGUGGCCGGACAAGAAGUGCAGUCUCUGUGAGGGAAGGCCAGGGGGUUGUUCUGAUGUGUUCUCCUCCGCCUCAUUCACCAGAGAUCAUCUAUAGCUGGGUGUUUAAUGAAUUUCCCUCCUUUGUGGCAGAAGACAGCAGACGCUUCAUUUCCCAGGAGACAGGCAAUCUCUACAUCUCUAAAGUACAAACAUCAGAUGUUGGCAGUUACAUAUGCCUAGUGAAAAACACCGUGACAAAUGCUCGAGUUCUUAGCCCUCCAACACCACUCACACUACGCAAUGAUGGUGUGAUGGGAGAAUAUGAGCCGAAAAUUGAGGUCCAUUUCCCUUUCAUGGUUACAGCUGCUAAGGGAAUGACAGUCAAGAUGGAAUGUUUUGCGCUUGGCAACCCUGUUCCAACAAUCUCGUGGAUGAAGGUUAAUGGUUAUAUUCCAAGCAAAGCACGUCUGCGGAAAUCUCAAGGAGUGCUGGAAAUACCAAAUGUGCAACUGGAUGAUGCAGGGAUAUAUGAAUGUAGAGCUGAAAAUUCACGUGGAAGAAAUUCUUUCCGUGGACAAUUACAAGUCUAUAACUACCCACAUUGGGUAGAGAAGCUGAAUGAUACUCAUUUAGACAGUGGCAGCCCUCUCAGAUGGGAAUGUAAAGCCACUGGAAAGCCCAGGCCCACAUACCGUUGGUUGAAAAAUGGAGUCCCUCUCUUGGCUCAGAACAGGGUUGAGAUGGUUAAUGGUGUAUUGAUGAUCAACAAUGUGAAUCAGUCGGAUGCUGGAAUGUAUCAGUGUUUGGCAGAAAACAAAUAUGGAUCCAUUUAUGCCAGUGCUGAGCUGAAGGUUUUAGCCUCAGCUCCCGUUUUUGCACUGAAUCAACUGAAGAAAACAAUAGUAAUUACCAAAGGCCAAGAAGUUCUCAUAGAGUGCAAACCUCAAGGUUCUCCAAAACCAGCAAUUUCCUGGAAGAAGGGAGACAAAGCAGUAAGAGAGAGCAAGAGAAUAGCUAUUCUUCCAGAUGGGAAUCUCCGGAUCCUAAAUGCUUCUAAAUCGGAUGAGGGAAAGUACAUUUGCCAAGGGGAAAAUGUCUUUGGUUCUGCUGAAAUCCUAGCUUCUGUAUUUGUAAAAGAACCUACAAGGAUAGAACUUACUCCUAAGAGGACAGAGUUAACAGUGGGAGAAAGCAUUGUCCUCAGUUGCAAAGCAAUUCAUGAUGCCAGUUUGGAUGUCUCUUUCUACUGGACUUUGAAGGGACAGCCUAUUGAUUUUGAGAAGGAACGUGGACAUUUUGAAAGCAUCAGGGCCCAAGCAUCCUCUGCAGAUUUAAUGAUCAGGAACAUCCUUCUGAUGCAUGCUGGGAGAUAUGGCUGCAGGGUACAGACCACAGCCGACAGUGUGUCAGAUGAGGCAGAUCUUCUUGUUAGGGGUCCUCCAGGUCCUCCUGGCAUUGUGAUUGUUGAAGAGAUUACAGAGAGCACAGCCACCCUGUCCUGGAGUCCUGCUGCAGACAACCACAGCCCCAUUUCUUCCUACAAUCUGCAAGCUCGAAGUCCUUUCUCCCUUGGCUGGCAGACAGUAAAAACAGUCCCAGAAGUCAUAACAGGAGACAUGGAAUCUGCCAUGGCUGUGGACCUGAACCCCUGGGUAGAAUAUGAAUUCAGAGUGGUGGCAACUAAUCCUAUUGGGACAGGAGAUCCGAGCACACCAUCUCGAAUGAUCCGAACUAAUGAAGCAGUUCCAAAGACAGCUCCUGCUAAUGUAAGUGGCAGAAGUGGAAGAAGGCAUGAAUUAGUGAUAGCCUGGGAGCCAGUAUCCGAAGAGUUUCAGAAUGGGGAAGGAUUUGGCUACAUUGUGGCAUUUAGACCCAAUGGAACCCGUGGUUGGAAAGAAAAAAUGGUCACUUCAUCAGAUGCUUCAAAAUUCAUCUACAGAGAUGAAAGUGUACCUCCACUCACUCCCUUUGAGGUGAAAGUUGGAGUAUACAAUAACAAAGGGGAUGGACCUUUCAGCAAUAUUGUAGUCAUCUGUUCAGCAGAGGGAGAACCCAGUGCUGCUCCUACAGAUGUCAAGGCUACAAGUUUGUCUGUAUCUGAGAUUCUUGUUGCAUGGAAACAUAUUAAAGAGAGUCCAGGAAGACCACAGGGAUUUGAGGUGGGUUACUGGAAAGAUAUGGAGCAAGAAGAAGCAGCUGAAACAGUCAAAACUGGGGGGAAUGAGUCAUCUAUCAUUCUGACAGGAUUAGAAGGAAAUACAUUGUAUCACUUGACCGUGAGGGCAUACAAUGGUGCUGGAUACGGACCACCUAGCAGUGAAGUGCAGGCAGCCACCAAGAAAUCUCCUCCUAGCCAAGCACCAAGCAACAUUAUGUGGGAGCAGCAAGGCUCUCAGGUUUCUCUUGGUUGGGAACCUGUCAGACCAUUAGCAAACGAAUCAGAAGUAGUGGGCUACAAGGUGUUUUAUAGGCAAGAAGGCCACAGCAACAGUCAAGUCAUUGAAACACAGAAAACUCAAGCAGUGGUCCUUCUCCCUGAUGUUGGGGUUUAUAUCAUUGAAGUUCGAGCAUUCAGUGAAGGAGGUGAUGGAACAGCUAGCUCCCAAAUCAGAGUACCAUCAUAUUCGGGUGGGAAAAUCACAAGUGCUCAAUCUUCUCUCCACACCUUCUCAACUUCUUCAUCGUCAGUAACAUUGCUCCUGGCACUGAUAGUCCCUUCAACCUCGUGGUGAAGAUUGCAGACUUAACGUUUUUGCUUUGCUUUGGCUUGAUCACAUCUGUGGAUGGAGCUAAGCUUAAAAACCCUAGAACUACCCAUGGUGCACUUAGAGGAGUGUUGGGGGGGAAAUGUUACUUAUUCAUCAGGUUUUCUCUUCGGUUUUUGUAAAUGUCCUCAAAUAGGGGAGGACAGUUCUUGGCCCAAUAAAAAUAUGCAGAUUGUAUGUAAUGAACUUUUGUAAGCAAAGGUAAUUUCUGUCAAAUGUAUUCUUUACUUUUUUAAUAGGUUUGAAUUUGAUUUUGUAUCUGAUGACCCUGAGUAUGUGCCAUUUGUUUGUUAAAGCAGUGGUGUCUAGUACAUCUGUUUCAAAAAAAAAAAAAAAGAAAGGAAAAAAAAAUAAAAAAGUGAGGGUAAAUGGUAAAGACUCUGAAUCUAGUGUUUCUCAUUUUCCCUAAGGCUGGCUGUUGCAAUCGACAAACCAGUGGGAGAGAAGAAAAAUAGUUCAGUUAUGUUGCCCAUUACAGGAUAAGUACAGGAAAUAUUUUCUGGCAAAGUAUAUGAUUGCAUAUUGAAAUGGUCAAAUUUGUCAAUCUGCUGUUCUGCAAGCAUUCCCAGAGCAAGCUCUUAGAGCAAAGUUGGGCCUUGACAUUAGUACAAGGUAAACUGAAGGGGGACUAAGAAGGGAUUGUUUUGAAGUGCUAUUGUCUUUCAUCAAGUACUGUAUUAUUUAACUGAAAAUGAAGUCAAAGUUUAUUUUUAAUAGCAAAAAUAUAGUUUAACUUCACAGAAAAUGCACAUGCUAACAUCUAUGGACACUGAUAUGUACUAUAGAUUGUAACUGGAAAAAAAUUAAAUGAAUACAGCAUAACCUUUUUUCCAUCUAAUUACGUCCCCUUUUUUUUGUUUAUUUGUGUUUUUCCCAUGACAAUCCUUUUCUGGACAACUACAAUUUAUCAUGCAAAUAUAGAUAGGUAUAUGUUUUAUAUGGAAGAAAAUAAUUUGAAUAUACCAACUCUAUGUAGAUUAUUUUUGGAUAAACCUGUGCAUUACAUAGCACUUGCCAAGGCCUACCAAUGAUUCAAAGCAGCAAGAUUUCUUGGGUUGUUUCUUAGAGUUCACCCACUUUUUUUCCAAACACUGACCAUUGCCAUCAUCAGGAAAUUCAACAACUUCCAUCAACCACAUGUUUUUUAUUCUCUGAUGAUGAAGGGGGUAGCAAUUCACAUUUGAAAACUCAUCUUUUUUGUCAUUUCAGACAUAAUGAAAAAUGUUCUUUAGUAAACAAUAGGACCACAGAAUCAUCGAAUUUGAGAGUUAGAAGGGACCUCACACAGCCACUUCAUCCAAAGGAAGACUGGAUGAAAAUAUUCAUUUUGUUAGGGGGUAUGUGGAUUGAUCCCACUCACAUGGAGACUUCUCUGGGUUGAGAUUACAUCCACAGCAAGAAGAGAAAGUGAGUCUCAAAAAAUGUGCCAGAGCAGGCCUGGGCCAGCUACUGCUUUAUAGCUGCUGGGGAUUUGAGGCCUCCAAGAUGAUAGUUUGGGGUAUUUUUGCCUAGUAUAAGCAUACCCAUUCAUUUUACAUCUUUAAAUAAAUAACAAGGAAGCAGAAAAGGGUUCAUUCUCUACUGAGCAACACCAGAUAAGAGAUCAAUAAGGAAUCAGAAAAGGGAGUGGGGACAGGAAGAAGAUUUGUGUUCUCAAACCUCCUGCAUAUUUUUCCCCCAGAAAAAAAAAAACAUCCUAACUUCUUUGUGUCAGAUACUCAUUGUCAUGUUUUUGGUUUGAUUUGGUUUGGUUUUUUGGAGGCUGUUUUCAAGCCAAUCCCAACCAAGAAAAUAGUCAUUUUAAAAAGUAUACAUGUCAAUCACCAGAUUGUUGUGGAUGAAAGACAGAUGGCAAGCUUCAUUUUGAGAAUCUCUAUGAUCAGAGGGCAAAAAGGCUUCCUUGGAAGCCUCUUUCUGGAAAGGUUCAUGUUCAUCUAAGGUGGAAAGGAGGACAGGGCAGGGAGAUGCAUGUAAUAACAAUCAGUUUCAAUGCUAUUACUUGAUGAAGCAAAUGAAAAAAAAAAGUCACCCUCUUCUUGGCUGGCAGACCAGGCACUUUUCCACUUUAUGAGGUAGCUUGCCAGAGCAGAUUAGGUUUAAAAAACACAUACAUACAUACACACCAUGCACAUAGCAAGAACAUACUGAUUAAAAAGAGGGCAAUGAUCUUUACCUUAGUAUCAGCUGAAUUGAACUCUUUUUCUUUAUUUCCCAUAGAAUUCUUUGCCAGUCUUGGCCAAUCAGACACAUUCAUGGUCAAGUUGUUACCAAUGAACAUUCUAAUAAAACAUCAUGCUCACAAAAAUCAAAUUGAGUUUUGCAUCUAUUAAUCCAGUAUAGGGGGCAUAUGCGAUAGAUCCUAUUUACACAUGGAACUAAGUUUCUGAUGAUGUCCUAUUCUUGCAGGGAGCAGUGAUUAGAUGUUUUUAUUCAACACAAACAGAAUAUGUAUUUUGCAUUUACAACCUAUGAAUAAAACAUGUUUUAAAUGUUUAUGUACUUAUGUGUUACAUUUAUUACUUUGUAGAAAACAGGGCAAUGGUCCCUAUCUCCCUACAUUAUUUUCCAGCUUCAGUACAGAGCUUUUUCCUGGAUGAGAUUGUAACAGUGCAGUCUUAUAUCACUAAGAGACUGUAUUUUUGUAUAAUGUCAUAUGAGCUAUUGAGAAACUACUCAUAGUCAAUUGAAACUCUGUGAAAGCAAGUGUUUGCAUACCAAAAUGAAGGUACCAUAGAGCCCCAUUUCAAUCUGUUAGAUAUGUAUACAAUCUGUAUAUAUAUACUAUAUAUAAUGAUAUAUACUACGUGGAAGGCACAGUCAAAUUAUAGUUCUGUGUACUGUUCUUGUAACAUUAGAUCUUUUUAAUAAAUAAUUCUCUUUUUAUUGACUUUUAUCUUC